AUGACCCUGCCCUUCAACUACGCCUACGAGCAGAACCCCUUUGUUCACGCCAUAAAGGGCGACGAGGGUGAGGAGCAGGUCGUCAAUACCACCGCCCCAGCCCUCGUUGGUUGCUUUAUCGCCGCCACGGAUCCCACUCCUCCUGCGCCCAACCGCCUGCCUAACCUCCUUGAUCCCCUGACAGCCGAAGUCAUCACCGCCGUCGAGGAGGCAUUCGAGGUCCGGCCUAUUUGGACCCGCCGCUCCCUCCUCAACUACCUCGGCCCCCGCCUCAAGAACUGGGGCCCGCUCAAGCGUUUCCUCGGCUACGCUGCCUACCAAUUCAAAGCCCAAGGUGGCAACGCCAAGAAGAAAUCAUGGAAAAACUUCCGCCGCGCCCGCGACGCCGACCCCUACAAGUUUGAGGAGGACACGGCAGAGAGCCACAUCUUCAACGGUGACACCUACUACUCUAACGGCAAAGUUUGGCAGGUUUGCGACAUCACGGACCCCACACUCGCCCGCAUGUUCGCCGAGGCUAGCGUCCGCCCCAGCUGCGACGUCGAGAGUAGCGGCUGGUACCAUCAGGGCCUGUGGGGCAAGGCCAAGGCCGUGAUGAAGUGUAAGCUCGUCGCUGGCUACCAGCAGCCCCCGUACACUGCGACGGCCGAUGACAUCGAUGAAGCAGAUCAGCAGCAGCAGCAGCAGCAGCAACAGCAGCAACAGCAACAACAGCAACAACAGCAACAACGCCAACUACAAUACCAGCGCUCCACCUCUCUUACCCCGCCUCCCGGCGCUAUUGUUUCCCUCCGUCUCCCCGACUUGCAGCUAACCAAUGAGGAAGUGCGAUUCCUAAAGGGAAGGCGAAUCCGCUCCACGGCCAAAGGCGGAGACGCCAAGGUGACGGCCCGGCCUCAUGGAAGCGAGGCGUACGACGAUGAGAUGGAUGUUGAAAAUGAUGAUGACCUCGACGAAGUUGAAGACCGGGCCAGAGUAGAGGGCGAUGCCGAGGAGGAAGACGAAGAGGAUGAGGAAGAAGAGUACGAUGAAGAAGAAGGUCAGGCAGAGUCGUACAGCGAUGACCCCUAUGCCUUCCUCGAUGACGACGACGGUGUUGAAUACAUUUAUGACGAUUAG
This is a messenger RNA of Parascedosporium putredinis, 1119 nucleotides long. NCBI's taxonomy places the organism in Eukaryota, Fungi, Ascomycota, Sordariomycetes, Microascales, Microascaceae. The record is from the annotation of a GenBank genome assembly.